AUGUACUCCCUGUGCUGGUGUGCAGUCACGAGUGCUUCGGUGCUGACAAUGACAGUCACACUGCAGUGGCUAUGUGCACUGUCUGUCGUUGGAAGUACUCAGUAAACAAACUAAACAUCCGCAAGUCGCCAAGGCGAAGGGAAGCUUCCUCACUCCUUAGUUCUUUUUCCUGAUGUACUAGUGUUCUUUUCAGUUAUUAAUUCUCUUUGCGCCUUGGACAGGUAGGUCGGCGUGUCGAGCUACCCUGGCCCUUGAACAACCACCUGAAUGAAAGGGAGUUAAUCUGCUCAGUCUGCUGUCCAGCUCUGUGAAGCGCUUCGGACGACGCGACAUUCAUUCAACUGGGAGAAGUCACCAUUGCGGAAUUCCGGAACGCUGCAGCAGCCAAUGUCCUGGGCGGUAGCACUCCAUGGUGGGGCGGGGGACCUUAGCAGAAGUUUGGACGGCAAACCGUAUCGCGAUGCCCUGGACGCGUGUCUGCAACGAGGUGUAGAGGUGGUGUGUGGCAGGCAAGCGCCAUCCUUUGCGCCUUACAGCCACCUCAACAUGGCCACGCAAGCAGCCAUCGAGACGGUCGUGGCUCUUGAAGACUGUGACCUGUUCAAUGCUGGUCGUGGCGCUGUGCUCAAUUCAGACGGGCAGGUUGAAAUGGAGGCGCAGCUGAUGAACAGCGAUGGCGAAUCCGGAGCCUGUGCAGGGCUGACGUGUGUGAGAAACCCUGUACUAGCUGCAGAGCGAGUCAUGACAAAGACGUCACAUGCCUUUCUGGCAGGCCCAUCAGCUGAGGACUUUGCCGUCCGCGAAGGACUGCACACCGAACCUCGGGAUUAUUUCACAACGGCGAUGCGGCGCAAGCAGUUAGAAAUUGCACAGCACAACGGCAGCAAGUCCGCCGUUCUGGAUCACAAUAUUGAUACGGAGAAUGGCAAGGCUGAACCAGUUCAGCGUGAGAGCGGCCAUGGCGGUAGUCAUGACGACGGUGCGCUAGGUACAGUCGGAGCAGUGGUCAAAGACACUGACGGCAAUAUUGCCAUCGCUGUGUCCACUGGAGGUAUGACCAACAAGAUGCCUGGCCGAGUCGGUGAUUCGCCCAUUGUGGGAGCCGGGGGCUUUGCAUCCCAGCAAGCCGGGGUGUGCGCAACCGGUAAAGGUGAAACGUUCUUCAGGCACUCGACGUGUGCGCACAUCUGCGCAGCUAUGGAGUAUGGAGAGCUUACAUUACAACAGGCAUGUGAAGCUGAACUUGGCAAACUGCAAACAGGUGAUGGCGGUGUGAUAGGAGUGGACAGUAACGGCAAGGUGGUGUUCCACUUCGUCUCAAGGGGAAUGCUCCGCGCGAUGGAGGAGUCAUCUGGCCGCAGAGGUAUAGGAGUCUGGGGAGAGUGGGUAGAAAAGAACUUCUAGCUAAAGAGUCAGUAUGUACUAUAUGCAGCAAACACUUGGCUGAAUUCCGGGCCGGCCUCCAUGCGGAUAGCUUAGAGAAAUCGGAAUUCAACGUUUCCAGAAAGACGGAAUCAGUGGAAACGUGGUGUGCGUUCUCUUCAUCGUGCCAACGCUAUCACUUCAAUGCCAUUAUAUUGAUAUCCCUUCUAUGAAUACUAUAAUCUAUCUGUAUCUUUUUCUUUUUAACAAUGUAAGAUAUCUACAGUUGCAAAGAGAAUACAAGAGAGUGCUCACCAUCUCAUUUACCUACCUACCUACCUACCUACCUACCUACUUACCUACCUACCUACCUACCUACUUCGAGUACCUACCUACUACUAGUGUCAUGCUAAAGGAGCUAUGUCAACAUCUGUUCAAUUAUCUAAAAAAGAAAGUCACUCUGGCGCA
Molecule: messenger RNA, 1830 nt
Organism: Sycon ciliatum
Lineage: Eukaryota; Metazoa; Porifera; Calcarea; Leucosolenida; Sycettidae
Product: isoaspartyl peptidase-like
Exons: 1
Coding region: 388-1404 (338 amino acids)
Molecular function (GO): hydrolase activity
Source: RefSeq, a predicted model, not a curated record